Verruconis gallopava is the source of this 1144-nucleotide messenger RNA. RefSeq lists its product as uncharacterized. Gene Ontology annotation, cellular component: central plaque of spindle pole body. Bases 142 to 594 code for a protein of 150 amino acids. The record is from RefSeq and is a predicted model, not a curated record. NCBI's taxonomy places the organism in Eukaryota, Fungi, Ascomycota, Dothideomycetes, Venturiales, Sympoventuriaceae. Gene Ontology annotation, molecular function: enzyme regulator activity; calcium ion binding. Gene Ontology annotation, biological process: spindle pole body organization. The transcript is spliced from 4 exons.
CUGCCACUAAGUUAGUCAAGUGUACUAGGCCAUUUAGCGAAGGAAGAUUCGACAAAGCCCCGCGCUCGCUUAUCGAACCCUACAACUCCGUCUACUUCGUCCGACCUCAUCUGCAUUUGAAGCACGCCAAGUCGAAUUAUAAUGUCUGCAUCACUAACACCGGAGCAGCUGGCCGAGUAUCGCGAGGCAUUCAAAAUCUUUGACAAAAAUGGCGAUGGCCAGAUAACGGCCGAGGAGCUAGGAGAGAUCAUGCGCUCUUUAGGCCAGAACCCUACCGCGACUGAGCUGCAGGAUAUCAUCGCGGAGCUGGACAUCGACAACAGCGGUGCCGUCGACUUUGACGAGUUCAUUCGCAUGAUGGGCCAGAAACUCACCAGCGGUGGUGCCGAGGACGACGAGCUGCUCCAGGCAUUCAAAGUUUUUGAUAAGGACGGCAGUGGCACUAUCUCGGCUCAAGAGCUGAAAGAAUUGAUGAUCAGCAUUGGCGAAAGUCUAUCUAAAGAUGAGAUUGACGAGAUGAUUAGAGAAGCCGAUAAGGAUGGUGAUGGAGUUAUCGACUACAAGGAAUUCGUGCAACUUAUGAAGGAAAAGUGAAUGAAAAUUUGGAAAUUUGAAGAACCGACUUUUGAAAUGGAUAUAUAUGGAUUUAUUGGCUACAGGGGAUUGUACAUCUCUACGCUACUGAGCUGACAUUGCUGCUCAGCAAUUUGUAAAGUUGCCUUUUGCUAGUCUGGCAAGCAACGACGUAAGGGAAACGUGAAAAGUGAGAGCACUUUACACACUCAAGAAACAAAGGGAAAGAAAGAGGUGCUCAAACACGCGCAGCAUUUGCUGUCACUUCCUUGCUUCCGCCGCAUUCAGGGGGCGGCUAUUUGUUUCUCAUCCUUCUCCUGUGGGGGCCCCAUUGGAUCAGCUAGAAUUUCCGCUUCCAUACCUGAGACCUUUCCUUGAAGCAAUCCAUCAACGUCUACUUUGGGACCAACAUAAUGCUUGCGACCAUCGAGAAUCCACUAUUAUAGAAUUAGCAUUUCAAGGUGGAGUGAAGAUACAGGAAUGCUUACCGUGCCGCCCGAAAUCACCAGGAUUACUCCAAAAGCAGCGAUAGCAUAAUUCAUGUUCGACGAAGUGACGGGCGUUGCAGGGG